GUCAGCUGCAGGAUGCACUGAGGGAAUAAAAAGAGGGAGGGUGAGGUGAGCUGCAUCUGCAAACAGGCUGAACGGAGGCACAGGUGCAUCAAAGAUGGAGUGGUUUAAAGUUGUUGGGUUUGCUAUGUGUGUCCUCGUACCCACCGCUCACUGCGCAUCGCAAUCUAUAGCCUGGUGUUAUCACCUCCCAUCCUGCAAUGACACAACCUGGCCAACACUUUCCUCCCAGUAUUGCAACGGCACCCGACAGUCACCCAUUGACAUCGUCUCAGCAUCUGCCACACCGAACGACAACCUGAGUGAAUUCACUUUUGUGAAUUACAACGACACCUCCGCAAUGACAUCCAUAGAAAAUACUGGCGACACAGUCAAAGUGACCCUUAAGAGCGGAGUUAAGAUUUCAGGAGGGGACCUGUCAGACCAAUACGACAGCCUCCAGUUUCACUUGCACUGGGGCAACGGCUCCUCUGUGCCCGGCUCAGAGCACACAGUAGAUGGAAAGCGUUAUCCUAUGGAGCUGCAUAUUGUGAACAGCAAGUCAUCCUACAACAGGAAUACAAAUCUAGCCGUUAAUGACUCCACCGGACUCGCAGCUCUUGGUUUCUUCAUUGAGGUAAUGCCAGGUAGCUCAACUGGCCAGCCACAAAGCUGGCGCAGUUUGACCUCUUACUUGGCCAACAUCACACAAAAAGGGCAGAAAGUUUCGAUUGCAGCCGGGUUUUCCCUGGACGACCUGCUCGUUGGUGUGGAUCGCACUAAGUAUUACCGCUACCUUGGAUCCUUGACGACCCCCGCUUGUAACGAGGCGGUGGUCUGGACCGUUUUUAAGGAACCAAUUAAAGUCAGCAAAGAUCUGAUUGACCUCUUCAGCACCACACUGCACUUCAACGACAGCACGUCACAACUCAUGACAAAUGUCUACAGAAGCCUGCAGCCAGCACAGCAAGUCUGGACUCAGAGCAUCAAGGCCUCCACCACCACAACCUGCUUCUCCCUGAGCCUGCUACUUCUCAGUCUUGCACUGGGCUGGAGUUGGAGCUAAAAUAGAAAGAGGACAUUGUCAACAAACUUUGCCGAUCAACCCGUUGCCUCCCUUCAGCACAUGCGUUCUUUCCCUAUUUAAUUAAAACUGACCUUUAUGUUUCACAUAAUCAUGAAAAGUGUAAAGAAUAAUUUAUUAAGGUGAGGGCUACUUAUCUCUGCUAUUCUUGAUUAUGGCUACCUGCUACAAAGCUUUAACCUGUUGUCAGAUUUAUGUCUGUAUGCAUGCAGGCACCUCAUGCUUGCAAAGUUUACUUUAAGCAAUGACAUGCACAAGUUUUCAUUUUGCGAGGCCAAGACGGUCUGAACAAUUGAAGCAUGUUCCACGUCCGCGUUGAGCUGCCAGAGCUACACUUGGGUGACAAAGGGAUGCACCUGCACUAUUUACAGUGUAGUUCUGGUAGUUAUGAAAUCCAGCAUUAUAAGAAUGUGUCACUAUCUGAUGACACGUGAAGAUAUGCCUUGAUGUUGGCGUGUGCACAUAGUUUAGUUUACCAAACGGUGAUUGAAGGAUCAGGGGACUGUUUUGUCCUUGUUAUUUUUUGUAUUGAUUUUGAACUAUUGUAAACUUUAUUCUGGCUCCAUCAGUGCAGCCACUACUGUAAUUAAAGUGGAAAAACCCACAAAAUGGAAAAAGAAAAGAUGCUGAUUCUUUUAUGAAGGCUUUGUGUGCAACUUUCCCAGGUGAACAGAAUAAUUUCUCAGUGAUGCACAUUGUUUAUGUCCUUAAUACCGUACUGUAUUGCUUGAACAUGAAGAAAACUGUGACUUUCCUGGUCUUAUUAAAUGACAAUUAAAAUUAUUCAUGACUGUU
Molecule: messenger RNA, 1855 nt
Organism: Oreochromis aureus
Lineage: Eukaryota; Metazoa; Chordata; Actinopteri; Cichliformes; Cichlidae
Product: carbonic anhydrase 4-like
Exons: 9
Coding region: 95-1042 (315 amino acids)
Cellular component (GO): plasma membrane
Molecular function (GO): carbonate dehydratase activity; zinc ion binding
Source: RefSeq, a predicted model, not a curated record